Gadus macrocephalus (Pacific cod) is the source of this 4433-nucleotide messenger RNA. RefSeq names its product phosphatidate cytidylyltransferase 2-like. Gene Ontology annotation, cellular component: endoplasmic reticulum membrane. NCBI's taxonomy places the organism in Eukaryota, Metazoa, Chordata, Actinopteri, Gadiformes, Gadidae. Gene Ontology annotation, molecular function: phosphatidate cytidylyltransferase activity. The transcript has 13 exons. Bases 169 to 1506 code for a protein of 445 amino acids. The record is from RefSeq and is a predicted model, not a curated record.
AACCAGCCCACCAAGGAGGCGGGGCCAGGGACAGUAGAGACUGACGGAGCUCCUCGCUGAAGACCGCUGCUCUCCUCAUCCGCGGAACACGACAACAACAAACGGGUUGUUUUCGCACCGCAUCGGGGAUUUAAACGUGUUGGGUUCGGGUCAGCAGCAGGCGACAUCAUGACGGAACUACGACACCGCGGAGCGACCGACGCCGACCCGCCGUCAGAGGACAAGGGGUCCGAGGGCGAGCUGAAGGACGGAGCGUCCGACAGCGACUCCAAGGUGGACUCGGGCCGCCCCGGGGCGCCCGUGACGUCUGACGACACCCCAGAGGUCCUGAACAAGGCGCUGUCGGGGCUCUCCUCAAGAUGGAGGAACUGGUGGGUGCGGGGGAUCCUCACCAUGGCCAUGAUCUCCUUCUUCUUCUUCAUCAUCUACAUGGGCCCCAUCGUGCUCAUGAUGAUCGUCCUCUGUGUUCAGAUCAAAUGCUUCCAGGAGAUCAUCCACAUUGGCUACAGUGUGUACCACUCCUACCAUCUGCCCUGGUUCAGAAGCCUCAGCUGGUACUUCCUGCUGUGCGUCAACUACUUCUUCUACGGAGAGACGGUCACGGACUACUUCUUCAGCCUGGUCCAGAGGGAGGAGCCUCUGCGCAUCCUCAGCAAAUACCAUCGCUUCAUCUCCUUCGCGCUCUACCUCACGGGUUUCUGUAUGUUUGUCCUCAGCCUGGUGAAGAAGCACUACCGCCUGCAGUUCUACAUGUUCGGCUGGACCCACGUGACCCUGCUGAUAGUAGUGACCCAGUCCCACCUCAUCAUCCACAACCUGUUUGAGGGGAUGAUCUGGUUCAUCGUGCCCAUCUCCUGCGUCAUCUGCAACGACAUCAUGGCCUACAUGUUCGGAUUCUUCUUCGGACGCACCCCCCUCAUCAAGUUGUCCCCGAAGAAGACGUGGGAGGGAUUUAUCGGAGGGUUCUUCGCCACCGUCGUGUUCGGAAUCCUGCUGUCCUACGUGAUGGCGGGCUACCGGUACUUUGUGUGUCCCGUGGAGUUCAACAACGACACCAACCGGUUCCAGGUGGACUGCGAGCCCUCUGAACUCUUCCAGCUGACGGACUACGUCCUGCCCGCGUUCCUGGAGUCCUUCACCGGAUGGACCACGGUGAGGCUCUACCCCUUCCAGAUCCACAGUGUGGCCCUGUCGGCCUUCGCCUCCAUCAUGGGGCCCUUCGGAGGCUUCUUCGCCAGCGGCUUCAAGAGGGCCUUCAAGAUCAAGGACUUUGCCAACACCAUCCCGGGUCACGGGGGCAUCAUGGACCGCUUCGACUGCCAGUACCUGAUGGCCACCUUCGUCAACGUCUACAUCGCCAGCUUCAUCAGGGGUCCCAACCCCAGCAAGGUGAUCCAGCAGCUGCUGGCGCUGCGCCCAGACCAGCAGCUCUACAUCUUCAACUCCCUGAAGACGCACCUCACCGAGAGGGGCCUGCUGCCCGCCCUGGAGGGGGCUGCGGCCUAGAGCCCACCCCCCACCACCUCCCCACUGCCGUGUGUGUGUGUGUGUGUGUGUGUGUGUGUGUGUGUGUGUGUGUGUGUGUGUGUGUGUGUGUGUGUGUGUGUGUGUGUGUGUGUGUGUGUGUGUGUGUGUGUGUGUGUGUGUGUGUGUGUGAGUGACGAAAAGAAAUGUCCCAAGAAAUAAGAGGAAAUGUCAGGAAACGUCCCAAGAAAGGAUGAAUGAACCGUGACUUAUUGCCUCGUGUGUGUGCAGAGGUGUGUGUGUGUGUAGGGUUAGCUCAUAGAAUAGCGUGCUAUUCUUCGUUUUAACAGAUGGAUUUUCCAGCGUCGGUAUCUCCCAGCAGUCUGUUUCUGUCUGCAAACAACCUAUCUAUACACGCGUGUUAGUGUGGGAACAUGAGAUAUUGAAUAUAUCUGUGUGUGUUUGUAAUGUUUCCUGGUACCAGUUUUAUUUCGUUGGUUUGUUUCAAUGCACUGCCGCUAGACAUUUCUCACAAGCUGUUCUGCCACGCCCGCCUGUUUUUGAUUUCCCACGAUUCAGUUUCAUAUAUCUAACCCGUUGGUGUUUCUAACUCUGUUCUGUGGCGUCUGUCAUGUCGUGCUGUGAUUCUCUGGGAACAAUUCAAUCGAUGGUCCAUUAAGUUUUAUUGUGCUGCAAGUUUCUAUUGUAGAAGUAUUUUUCCUAUUCCACGCCAAACGCUGGUAGAGUUUAUCUAUCGUACGAUGAGAUGGUGUCAUUUAGUUCGUAGAUGGAGCGGACGUUUUAAAAGCAAGGCAUCACUCCCCCUUGUGGCCAAAAGGAGGUACUGAACACCGUUAUUGAUAUGAUGGCCAAGCAGGAUGAACGCUGUGGUGUGGGUUCAUGCUGCUGCUUGCGAUGGGCCUUGAUCCAUUGACACAUCAUUGUUUGGCUGUGCUACUCGGCCAAAUGUUACAGGCUCCAUCUUAAACACUUAAGUGAGGGAUUUCAAACCAUUUGCUCUUAGAGAAAAACUAUAGAAACAGAAGGAAAGGGAAGACAGCGGGAGCAACGCUCUGUUAAAAGCGUUCUACUGUUAAACGCACUUAUCUUGUUAAAGUGGUGGACUCGGUGUGUCCCUGCUGUGGUUAGUUCUUUGUUCUCGUGGCCAUCAAGGCGCCCCCCUGGGGCUGAAGCCCAUCGGGGUGAGGACGCCUCAGGUGUGUCUCCUGCACUGCCAACACUCAUUAGAAUGAGACGUCUAACCGGGGCCAUAGCCUCCAGACCGGACCAGCACCCGGACUGGUUCUGGACCAGCAACCAGACUGGUAUCGGACCAGUAUUCCAUCUGCCACUCGAUGGUUCUUCACAUUCAAAGGGUCAAAGGGUUUCUGUGUUUUUGUGAUCAUGUUUUUGUUUGGGUCAUUGUUUGGGGGGUUUCUGUAGCGAUGUGUUCAGUUUGUUACGUGUCGUGUGUUUUCAGACGUUUAGUGGUCGAAUGUCCUGCACUGUCCUGCUCCUGAAGCGCUUCAGCUGCCCACGCCAAAGCCCUGUCGUGUGAUUCAAAGCGUGUGGGAUCACGUUCCGUUCGUUUGAUGAUCCACAGGAGCAGGGGCCGGAUGGAGGUCUUCUACAAUGUUACACUUUGACCUCUGGUCUGUUGCUGAUAGUGUUCCAACUCCUUAGCUAUCGGUGUGUCUGUUACGAAAUAUUCCAUUAAUUAGAUUUUUUCUUUUUAAUAUAUAUACAUUAAUAUUAAAACAUUUUGCCAUCAGCAGUCUAACCCUCAGCCAUAAGGAUCUUCUGCCAAGCUGUUUGGAAAGCUCCCCUGUAACCUGGUGACCUCACAGGUGGUGGUGCUCACCGAGAUGCAUGCUGGAUAGCUCAGUCUUGACAGCCUAUCUACUGGACUGUAGCAAAAUAGGUUAAAAAUGUCACCUAAACAACGCCCCCUCUGGUGAAACACUGGUCAAGCAAUGGUUAUGAUUUCCUUCUGAUUGGCUGACUGUUAGCUUUCUCGGCACUAAUUGAACCAAUCAAACCAUUGUGUGGUUUGGCGCUGUUAUUUAGUAACUGUCAAUUUGAGCCGAGGUCCUAUCUUGUCUUGUUGACCAUUGGACAGUAAUAUUAAAGUUAUGCCUACACAGCAUACAUCUAACAUUUCAUUUUAUUCAUGUUUCCAUCAAUUCAAGUACUUAUAUGAAAUAUAAUGCUGUGCACAUUUGCAUUUGCAGAUGAUAUAAAGUAUUGCUGUGCUUUUACUUUGCUACACAAAUUUCUAUAUAUAUAAGAUCUAUUAUGAUCCAAUUUCAGAAGGUUUAGCCAUAGUUUGUGUUUUUCCUCAAUGUAAAGAAUUUAAAAAUAUAUAUAUUUAAGUAUAAUGCCAAUAGCGAAGCGUGUUGAAUUUUUAAAUAUUUAUCUCAAGGGUUUUUGAUUAGUUUUGUUCAAGGUUAAGCUGGGCUUUAUAGGAAACACAAACAUUUAAGCAGCCGUUAGUGCUUGACCUCAACCAGUGUGAACAGUAGAACUAGUUGUGACAUUUCUCCGUCCUGUUUUUUGGGUGACCACAAGAGGGCGCCACAUCCGCCUGUCAGUGUCCGUAUGCGGAACGAAGUCCCGUCGUAAGAAGUAUUUGACCUCUUGCUGUGUCACUGUUGUUUCAAACAUUCCUCAAUUCAACGAACACCCUUGGGUUAAGAAAGGGGCACAUUCCACUGAAAAAGUCAAUGUCCCAAUCUGAAACCAACACAAGCACUCUUCUUCUGUUGGACGACAGACUGCCAUGGGGAAUUCACAGGAGUUGUGCGGCCUGACCUAAGAAAGGUUACAAAGUUACAUUUGCUUUUAAAUAGAUUGUGCUUAUUACUGUUCAAUAGGUUUGUGUUCAGUUGUGGGCCCCAGAAGCUGUUGUAUCUAUUUACAUGUGUUUUGCUUUUUGUUUCCUCAAAUACAAUAAAAGGAAAAAAGAAAGA